AAAAUGGAUUAAGGGGGGUGGUGGACGGUUUUCCCUCAGGCAGAAUGGGUUUUAUGGACAAGACUUUGAUGCACUUGUUGAUGGUCAAAUCUGGUCUAGGAACAGCUGCUGUUAUUGUUAUGAUAGAUGCUGAUGUUAUAAAAUGUGUCGCACGACUUAUUGAGUUUUAUAAACAUGAAAGUUGUGGACAGUGUACUCCGUGUAGAGACGGGUUGAAAGUCGAGCUCCAACCAUCUAAAGUUGAUAUUAUUGAAGAAUUAAGUAGACAAUUGAGCGGGACAUACUAUUUGUGCCUUGGUGAUGCAGCUGCUUGGCCAGUUCAAGGGUUAAUACGUCAUUUUCGUCCAUAG
This is a messenger RNA of Gigantopelta aegis, 350 nucleotides long. Its product is annotated as NADH dehydrogenase [ubiquinone] flavoprotein 1, mitochondrial-like. Gene Ontology annotation, molecular function: NADH dehydrogenase (ubiquinone) activity; 4 iron, 4 sulfur cluster binding; FMN binding. Gene Ontology annotation, biological process: mitochondrial electron transport, NADH to ubiquinone. NCBI's taxonomy places the organism in Eukaryota, Metazoa, Mollusca, Gastropoda, Neomphalida, Peltospiridae. The record is from RefSeq and is a predicted model, not a curated record.